AUGAGCAUCAGCCCAUACGAACCCUUCCUAUUGUCGCCUAUACCCGGAGCUGAACGUGACUCCACUGGCGAACUAGCUGUAGGGGAGGACUGGACGGCAGAGCUGGAGCUGGAGACUGCCCAAGCGUUCGCCGCGGCCCGUUCUAAGGAAGGGGGCCGAUUGCGAGUCUUGGUGCUUUAUGGGAGUCUGCGGGAGCGGUCAUACGCCAAGCUCAUGGCUUAUGAAGCAUCGAGAAUCCUUCAUCGGCUAGGCUGCGAAGUGAGGGUGUAUGACCCGCUCGGCCUGCCUGUCAAGGAUGAGGUGUCGGUCAAUCAUGCCAAGGUGCAGGAGCUGCGGAGUCUCAGCGACUGGAGUGAUGCACACUUCUGGUCGUCGCCGGAGCAGCACGGAACGAUCACAGCAGUCAUGAAGAAUCAGAUCGAUUGGAUACCGCUCGCGAUCGGGUCGGUGCGUCCUACGCAGGGCAAGUGUCUCGCCUUUACGCAGGUGAACGGAGGUAGCCAAUCUUUCAAUACCGUGAACACCCUCCGAUUAUUAGGCAGAUGGAUGAGGAUGUUUGUGAUCCCCAAUCAAUCUUCGCUGCCAAUGGCCUGGAAAGCCUUCACUCCGGCCGGAAGACUUAUGCCUUCCUCUAAUCGAGAUCGCCUGGUCGAUGUAUGCGAAGAACUCGUCAAAGUCGCCUACCUCCUCCGACCACACGAAGAGCUGCUCAGUGACAGGUAUAGCGAGAGGGCAGAGAAGGCGGCCAAGGGAAGACUGCUCACUCAGGCAGAAAAGGAAGCAGAGAAGGCAAACUCACUUUAG
This is a messenger RNA of Dioszegia hungarica, 804 nucleotides long. RefSeq names its product arsenate resistance ArsH. Gene Ontology annotation, molecular function: oxidoreductase activity. NCBI's taxonomy places the organism in Eukaryota, Fungi, Basidiomycota, Tremellomycetes, Tremellales, Bulleribasidiaceae. The record is from RefSeq and is a predicted model, not a curated record. The transcript is spliced from 5 exons. Bases 1 to 804 code for a protein of 267 amino acids.